AUGGCCAAGCUGCUGAAGCCGUCCAGACUGGACACAGAUCCCAGCUCGCCCACUGCAGCCAAAGAGUGGAAGCACUGGCAUAAAACAUUCACCAACUUCAUAGAAGAAAGUGGAGAUGCUGCACCAGACAAGUUGAGGGCAUUAGUGAAUUGUGUGUCCCCGAGUGUGUAUGAACUCAUUGAAGACUGUAGUACUUUUGAGAGUGCAAUCGCCAAACUGGAGAGUGCUUAUGUCAAGUUGCCGAAUGAAGUUUUUGCUAGGCAUGUUUUGGCGACACGACGACAGCAGUCAGGAGAAUCCCUUGAUGAAUUUCUGAGGGAGCUACAAAAGCUAAGCAAGGAUUGUAACUUCCAGGCAGUCACAGCUGAGCAAUAUCGGCAGGAGCUAGUACGUGAUGCAUUUAUCAAUGGUAUUGCCUCAGCAUUUAUUCGUCAGCGCCUACUAGAAAAUAAGUCACUGAACCUGGAGGCUGCACACAGUCAAGCUCGUACGUUGGAUCUUGCCCAGCGUAGUGCCGACGCGUAUGCAUCUCCACCCAUUCCUCAUACUGCUGCUUUAGUUCCAGAGUGGCAGGCACAGCCCAGAGGUGACCAGCAGCAGCAGCCAACAAAAGAAGAAGCAGAAAGAAGUUCACCUGGAGAUUCAGCUGUUGCUGCUGCUUACUUAUCUAAGAGGAAAUGCUAUUUUUGUGGUAAUGCACUCCACAGUACAGGUAGAGUGAGUUGUCCUGCACGUACUGUUAAAUGUAACAAAUGUGGUAAAACAGGUCAUUUUGCAAAAGUCUGUAAAUCAAUGGCUUCAGGUAGUACUACUGCUGCAUUGUAUAAUCCCACUUUGCUUACAAUAGCUGCCACGUAUCCAAAGAAUCUUUCACAUGCAGCUACAAACAUUACUGUAAAUGGCCAUUCAUUGAAGGCACUAAUUGAUUCUUGUAGUUCAGAUAGUUUUAUACGUGAGGAAGUAGCACAGAAACUAAAUUUGACAAUAGUUCCUGUAGGUACAGCAGUCUCAAUCGCAUCAAAAUCUUUAAAUGCUAGUUCCCCUGGGUUUGUUACAGCAGACUUAGUGCACCUUGAUCAGAGAUAUCCUUGUAUCCAGCUCGGGGUCCUGAAGGAUUUAUGUUGUGAUGUUAUCUUAGGUUAUGACUUUCAAAAGCAACACCAGAGCGUAACUUUUUAA
Messenger RNA from Macrobrachium nipponense, 1179 nucleotides. RefSeq lists its product as uncharacterized. The record is from RefSeq and is a predicted model, not a curated record. The coding region runs from base 1 to 1179 and encodes 392 amino acids. Gene Ontology annotation, molecular function: zinc ion binding; aspartic-type endopeptidase activity; nucleic acid binding. Gene Ontology annotation, biological process: proteolysis. The transcript has a single exon. NCBI's taxonomy places the organism in Eukaryota, Metazoa, Arthropoda, Malacostraca, Decapoda, Palaemonidae.